AUGAAUGCAGUAGCUCCCACAUUAAUCAGUGGAAUUGCAUAUGCUACCAGUGCACAGGAAGUGUGGAUGGAUCUGCAGGAACGACUCGACAAGGUAAAUGAUACACGCUGCUAUAACUUACACAAGGAAAUUGCCACUCUAAAUCAAGGUACUGCAUCCAUUUCUGUUUACUACUCAAAACUCAAAGACCUUUGGGAUGAGACUGAAUCUGUAGUACCUGCUCCUGGUUGUGAUUGUGUCAAAACAAAAGAAUUCAUUGUGCAUUUACGUAAGCAGAAGGUGUAUCAAUUUCUUAUGGGCCUAAAUGACUCUUAUUCUCAAGCACGUAGUCAAAUCCUUAUGAUGAAAGCACUACCAACAGUAAACCAAGCCUAUGCUAUGCUUAUGAGUGAUGAAAGUCAGAGAUCUGUUACUGCUAAUGCUGGUAUAUUAGGAUCUGCUCCUAAUGCAAACAUAAAUGCCUAUGACUCCACUGCCCUGGAUAUUGCAAAGCCUAGCUUCAAUCCAAAGUUCAGAAAAAACUAUAAUAUUCAAUGUGACUUCUGUAAAAUCAAAGGCCAUAGCAAAGAAAAUUGCUACAAAAUCAUAGGAUAUCCACAAGACGAUAAGACUAAAAGGAAAGGGGGAGCUGGUGCUUAUAAUGCUAUGGUAGAAUCAAGUUAUGGUGUAACUUUGCACAACAAUCAUGCUUCUCAAGACAGGGCAAUGCAGCAUAUGCCUAUGCAUCAAGGCAAUCAGUUUGUGAAUCAGGCCUCUGAGGGUUUACAGGGUCAAGGAAUCUCAAGCACUCAAAAGCAGGAAAGUUCUUCCUCCUCACAGUCUCAGGCAUCAGCAAACUCUGCUUCACAAGGUGGUGGUUUUCCAUUUAUUAAGGAACAAUAUGAUCAGAUAAUGCAGAUUCUGAACACUGGUCCUUCUCUUCCUACUCAAGCAAAUGCUGCAGGUACUGAUACUGCUCUCUUAGCAUCCUCUAAUUCACAAGAACAAGAGUGGAUCAUUGACACAGGUGCUACAAAUCAUAUGGUAUCAAAUGUAGACUUAUUGACCAAAUCCUCUCUAACUACACCCUCUAAGCCUAGAAGAGUUCUGCUACCUAAUGGAGAUGUUACUCAAGUUACUCAGAUUGGAGAUAGUCACAUUUCAGAUAGAAGCACUAUUAAGGAAGUGCUUUAUGUUCCUCAAUUCAAAUUCAACUUAUUGUCAGUCUCCAAGGUGACAAGAGAACUAAGAUGUUUUGCUUCCUUUUAUCCUGAUUUCUGUGUAUUUCAGGAUCUCUUCAGUGGCAAGGUGAGGGAGAUUGGUAGGGAAAGAGAAGGCUUAUACUUUCUACAGAGGCAUGGGGCCAAGAAGCUUACUGUUGUUGCUCUAGUUGCAGCUGGAAUAAAGUCAAGAACUACAGAUAUCACCUUAUGGCAUAAAAGGCUAGGUCAUAUAUCUACUAUUGUUCUCAGAAGAUUAUUUCCUGCUAAACUAGCUAGUAUUGCUGAUACCAUCAAUAAGUGCACUGUCUGUCCUUGUGCUAAACAAACUAGGCUGCCAUUUCCUACUAGCUAUACUAAGAGCACUGGUGCAUUUGAUCUAAUUCAUGUAGAUGUUUGGGGCCCCUACAAGUAUGCAACUUUUGAUGGAAAUAAGUACUUCUUGACUGUUAUUGAUGAUUUUAGCAGAAUGAUUUGGUUGUUUCUUCUGAAGUUAAAAUCUGAUGUGUGUGUUGUUCUCGCUCAGUUUAUUGUAUUUGUUCAAACUCAGUUUAACAAAACCUUGAAGGUUAUCAGAUCAGAUAAUGGCAGCCUAUAUUAUAACAGGAUGCCUUCUUCUGUACUUAAUGGAUUGUCCCCAUUUGAGCUGUUAUAUGGCAGGGUUCAGGAGACAGAUAAACUUCUUCCUAGAGCUAGGCCUACUGUCCUUAUAGGGUUCUCUGAUUCUCAAAAGGGGUACAUCCUGUUAGACUUGGAGAGUCAUUGCUUUCUCAUUAACAGAGAUGUGUCUUUCAGGGAAGACAUCUUUCCUUUCAAGGAUUAUCCUACAACUAUGCCACCUGUAUUCUUGUCUCCUGAGUCUCCUCUUGUUGAUACUGAGCUCAGAAGUAAUACCUCACCCUCAUCUCCUCCUUCCUCUAUUGAUUCUGAUCAUGCUACUAGUAAUUCAGAACAAGAAUCAUCUACUCAGCAUCAAUCACCAGCAGGUGUGGCUCCACCUGACUUGCCUUCUCAGGAACUUAGCUGCCCUGGCCUAAGGAAGUCAACAAGGCCUAGACAGGCUCCUAUUUGGAUGAAGGACUUUGUAUCUUUGCCUGGCCAUAAGGCUGUGCCUUACUCUAUCUCCAAUUAUGUGUCAUACAAUGGUCUUUCUCCUACAUAUCAGGCCUACUUAGCUGCAUUUUCCACCAUAGUAGAACCCUCCUCCUUUGAAUAA
Molecule: messenger RNA, 2415 nt
Organism: Nicotiana attenuata
Lineage: Eukaryota; Viridiplantae; Streptophyta; Magnoliopsida; Solanales; Solanaceae
Exons: 3
Coding region: 1-2415 (804 amino acids)
Biological process (GO): DNA integration
Molecular function (GO): nucleic acid binding
Source: RefSeq, a predicted model, not a curated record